Molecule: messenger RNA, 1146 nt
Organism: Anopheles coustani
Lineage: Eukaryota; Metazoa; Arthropoda; Insecta; Diptera; Culicidae
Product: putative odorant receptor 83c
Exons: 4
Coding region: 1-1146 (381 amino acids)
Biological process (GO): sensory perception of smell; detection of chemical stimulus involved in sensory perception of smell
Cellular component (GO): plasma membrane
Molecular function (GO): olfactory receptor activity; odorant binding
Source: RefSeq, a predicted model, not a curated record
AUGGUCACGGAACAUCAUUUAAUCGCUACGUUCGAUAAGCUGAUCCAGCGCCUGCGGUAUCUGCUGAAGCUACUCGGAUUGGACUCGUACGACCCGAGCUAUCGCCCGAACAUCCGAACGGUGAUCGUGCUGUGCCUGGCCGCGCUGUACAUGAUGAUCUCGAUGUACGAUUUGGUGCAUUUCAGCGAUGAUUUGUUCAACUUCGUCUACGUGCUGAUAACGUUCUUCUUCGCCACUAUUGGCAUCGGGCGAACAACUAUAUAUUUGAGUAGCGGCGAGGCACUGCAAUUCCUGCUGGCAGAAACCUACCGGACGUACCGUGAGGUACGAGAGGAUGAGCGCGAACAGCGAAUCCUGUGCUGGUACACGAACAUCUACCGAUGGGCCGUCGAUACCUACGCCCGUACGUUCCUGGUUACGUCAAUUAUAAUGGGACUGGGACCCUUGAUUAACUUUCUAGUCACCGGUGAGCAAGUGCUCCCGUUCGGAGUGGUACUCCCGUUCGUCGACAGCAACUCCGGCCUCGGCUACGUGUUGAACUACCUUUACCAGUUGAGCUGCAUCUUGUGGACCGGACCAGGGCUGAUGUCAUCCUACUGUCUUACCUUGGCGUUGGUGGCCAACAUCUGCAUCCAGUACGAUAUACUUGCAGUGAAGCUGGCUGAUCUGGAUGAGGACAUUCUGUCGCACGCCGAUGAUCUAGUGGCACGGAAACUCCGCGACAUCAUUCGGGACCAGCAACGGGUCGAGAGAUUCGUCGGCAUGAUAGAGGCUACGUACCGGAUGGUGUCGGGAGUUGAGGUCCUCUCGCUCGGACUCCAGGUCAUCAUCACGCUAUUCGUCAUGCAGAUCUCGUUUUGGAUGCCGGGUUUGUUCAUGAUACCGCUCUUUUCGGGACAGCUGUUUAUCUUCUGCGCGCUUGGUGCCGCAAUCCAGCACAAGAGUGAAAGCUUUGCGGCCGGUGUGUACCGUCUCAGCUGGCACGAGCUGCCCCGGCGGGAGAAGCAAACCUUCCGCAUCAUGCUGCAGCGCUCGCAGAACUCCCAGAAGCUCACCUGCUCGCAAAUCAGCGAUAUCAAUCUGAACCUGUUCGUAACGAUGUCCCAGAAGUUCUACUCAAUCUUCACGAUGCUACGCAGUUUCUAA